Dichomitus squalens LYAD-421 SS1 is the source of this 894-nucleotide messenger RNA. RefSeq lists its product as uncharacterized. The record is from RefSeq and is a predicted model, not a curated record. Bases 1 to 894 code for a protein of 297 amino acids. The transcript has a single exon. NCBI's taxonomy places the organism in Eukaryota, Fungi, Basidiomycota, Agaricomycetes, Polyporales, Polyporaceae.
AUGGUGGCAUCGUUCCGCAUGUUGAGUUCCCAGAGGCCAUUCAAUCUUCGACACAUCCGUCACACGCCUCACUGGCCUGGCAAGUGGCCAACGGUCUCUUAUGCACGACAACUUACGAUCGGGAGUCGUGAAUUGGAGGGAAAUCCCCCGCAGCCGGAACGUCCGAAGCGACGACAGAAGCUUCGAAAAAUUCGCACUCUUGAUCCAACCAAGCUCGCUCCGAGCGACUACGUCGACUUCAGUAUGCUACGUCAACCAAAGGUCCAAUUGCUCGCUCAAUCUCCUGAUUUCAACGAUGCCUCAAACGCGUUACUUGGAAGGCUAAGCGCCACAAUCAAUGCGAGGGGAAUCCGAGACGGCAAAUUCCCUCCCAACACUGCCGGAUUCCUCUACUAUCACAUCCCUCCGUAUAGCCCCCCGCUCGCAGGAGAACUUCGCUUUCGCAUCACACCUGCCCCGGAUCCUGCCAGCUUCUACGAGGGGUCUGACUUGCUCACGGAGUACGGCAUACCCUGGAAGAUACCACUUCUCCACAUGACCGACAAGAAGGGUUACACGCGCCUGCAGACACUCCUACUCCGGGAUGGACUGGUGACUCCGCAGCUUUUGGACGUUGCCACAUCUGCGGCGGAAACACUGAAAUCAACGGACUACGGACAAACGAUAGGUUUCAGUAUGACGGCGCUGGUGAGCUCGUUCGGGCGAGGGUUCAACUUUCGGGUCGGAACCUCAAACGGAGUUUGCGUGACCAUCGGCAAGGCCACUGUCGUGAAGAAGCUCGUCAACAACUUUGCUAACUUUUUUGUUCCCGUGGACGGUAUCGGAGGGAUCGGAGGGAGUGCGCGGUAUUUCCCUUUUCAAGGUAUCCGUCCGUGGUCCGUGAUCACUGUUUGA